Osmia bicornis bicornis is the source of this 1002-nucleotide messenger RNA. RefSeq names its product MIT domain-containing protein 1-like. The transcript has 5 exons. The record is from RefSeq and is a predicted model, not a curated record. NCBI's taxonomy places the organism in Eukaryota, Metazoa, Arthropoda, Insecta, Hymenoptera, Megachilidae. Bases 107 to 829 code for a protein of 240 amino acids.
CCAAAGUUUGAAAACGUCACUGGAUUUUGGUUAAAAACCUGUAAGCCAACAGUUGUACAUUUUAAAAAGGAACCUCAGGUAAAUCGUUAUUUAGAAUAUAGAUACAAUGGAAAGUGCGGCUGCUUCAAUUUUAAAACGAGCGGUUGAGAUGGACAACAAUAAACAAUAUACAAUGGCUUUAGUAUUGUAUCAAGAAGGUGUACAAAUACUUCUUGAUUCUAUGAAAGAGACAAAGAGUUCAGCUAAGCAGAAACAUUUUGCUACCAAGGCAUCAGAAUAUUUAGACAGAGCAGAGAAAAUAAAGAAAUUAAUUGAAAGCGAGAAGGCAGCUGGGACUUACAGGGAAUUAAUCAAAAUUGAAAGUGGUAAUACAGGAUAUGGUUAUGCAACUGUUUUUGGUAGAUUUUUAGACGCAACAGUUACAUACAUUAAUAUUGAAGACCCAUAUAUAAGAGCAUUUCAUCAGUGUCAGAAUUUGGUGAGACUGUGCGAAUUGGCUGUAAGAAAAUGUCAUGCGUUAUCUAAAAUAUCAUUAGUUACAACUCUAGAUGCAGAUGACAAAAAGAAUCAAAUAGCAAGAUUAGAAGAAUUGAAAAAAAGUUUAACAUCCCAUCUUAUUUCUUUUGAAUUUAAAUUUUCGGAUACUUUACAUGAUAGACAAAUAUUAUUAAGUAAUGGCUGGAUAAUUAAAAUAGGUCGUGGCCUGGAUUAUUUUAAAGCACCCGAUGGAAAAUUUGUACUAGGUGCUUGUGAUCUUGAAUUGAGACCAUGUUUAGAAACGAUCAUAGAUAUAUUUCAUACAGAACAUUUAAAAACUGAUAUUACAUAAUAGAUUAUAGGAAUAAGAAUAAGUAAGAACCAAUUUUUUCAUAUGUUCGUUUAUUAUACAUAUAUUAAUUCAAAUACAUGUAGUUGGGAGGACAGUAUUAAGGUUCUAUUUACAUUUUUAUCGUACAAAUACGGAGCAUCUAUACAGCUUCAGAGAAUAUAAUUUUACCAAUA